UCCCUAAUCCUAAUCCACACACUUUCUGUCUUUUACCCUGUGAUGCUCUGUUCACUUAGUAAACAGUGAAGUUGUACAUCUGAUGGAGUCUCCCUCAUUCUGUGUCUGUCUACACGCAUCACCUCGCGUUUUCUUAAAAGAAACGACAGCUUUGGUCCAUUUUACUGGUCCAUCUUACUGCUGCUGUGUUUAUAUAUACCAUAAUUAAGUAAUUCCUCGGAGGAGCCGCGCGUUCAGGACGCCAGGUGCAGCGAUUUUACACAAAACGGACCCAAAAUGGCAAAACCACCGUCACAUUUACGGAUUUAUUAUCUCUUUUUAUUGUAUUUGAUUUCAGACCAAGUGUUUGAAAAACUGCAAAUUCUGUCGUCUGUUCCAGGCUCUAAUAUGUGCACCUCUCGGGGAGCUAGCACGUGUCAGCAGUGUUUGGCAGUGCACCAUUCCUGUGCCUGGUGCUUCCAAGAGGAGUUCGGGUUAAAUAGCCCAGGAGCAUCACGCUGUGACUUAAAGGAGAACCUGAUAGAAGCUGGAUGCGCAGCAGAAGAAAUGGAGUAUCCCAUCAGCCAGAUGACUGUUACUGAGGACAAACCUCUUAGUGACAAGGCCUCAGGGUCCACCACUGAUGUCACGCAGAUCCAACCACAGAAACUGCACAUCACGUUAAGACCUGAUGACUCACGGACAUUCGCACUGCAGGUGAGACAGGUCGCAGAUUACCCUGUGGAUCUCUACUACCUAAUGGACUUGUCCUACUCCAUGAAUGAUGACUUGACUCAGCUGAGGAAGCUGGGAAAUGGACUGGCAGAAGAGAUGAGCAAAACCACCAGUAACCUGCGUAUGGGCUUUGGUGCUUUCGUGGAUAAACCUGUAUCACCGUAUAUGUACAUCUCACCACCAGAAGCUGUGAAGAACCCAUGUUACUCGAUCCCACACAAAUGCCAGCCGCAGUUUGGCUACAGACAUGUCCUCUCUCUGACGGAUGAAGUCAGCCGAUUCACAGAGGAAGUAAAGAAACAGAAGGUAUCUCGAAACAGAGACGCCCCUGAAGGAGGCUUUGAUGCCAUCAUCCAGGCAGCUGUAUGCAAGGAGAAGAUCGGCUGGCGUCCGGGUGCUUCCCACCUGCUCGUGUUUACAACAGAUGCCAAGACUCACGUAGCGCUGGAUGGACGCUUGGCUGGCAUCGUGCAGCCUAACGACGGCCAGUGUCACAUCGGCACAGAUAACUUGUACAACAUGUCCACUACGAUGGACUACCCAUCUCUGGCACUGAUCACAGAGAAAAUGUCAGAGAACAAUAUCAAUCUUAUAUUUGCUGUGACCAGACCUGUACUGCCACUUUACAAGAAUUACAGUGAUCUGAUCCCCGGGACCGUAGUCGGGACUCUGUCUCAGGACUCACGCAACGUGAUCCAGUUGAUCCAAGAUGCCUAUGCUAAACUUAGAUCGAAGGUUGAGCUUGAGCUCCUGAACGUGCCGGAAGAAUUGAGCUUGUCCUUCAAUGCGACGUGUUUAAACGACGAGUUCAUCCCUGGACUCAAGUCUUGCUCUGGGCUCAAGAGAGGAGAUCAGGUAUCUUUCAGUGUUGAGGUACGUGCCAGGGGCUGCCCAAAAGAGAAGACCAAAACUUUCACUAUCAAACCCGUAGGCUUCAAAGAUACACUCCAGAUCACCGUUGACUUUGAGUGUGAGUGUAAGUGUCAGGCACAUGGGCAGCCCGACAGCCCUCUGUGUCACCAAGGCAACGGCACCUACGAGUGCGGCAUGUGCCUGUGCCAUGCAGGACGACUGGGUCCGAGGUGUGAGUGUGCCGAGGGAGAUUACAGCCUAAGUGAGCAGGACAUGUGCACCGGCCCUAACAAAGUGAUCUGCAGCGGGCGCGGGGACUGUGUGUGCGGUCAGUGCGUGUGUCACAACAACGACUUUGGAAAGGUCUGGGGGAAAAAGUGCGACUGUGACGACUUCAGCUGCCUGCGUUAUAAAGGAGAGCUGUGCUCAGGUCAUGGCACAUGCUCGUGUGGUUUCUGCCAGUGUUACCCGGACUGGUCAGGGGAAAACUGUAACUGCUCCACACGCACAGAUACCUGCAUGUCCAGCCUGGGGUUGUUGUGUAGCGGCCGUGGUCAAUGUGUGUGUGGAAGCUGUGAGUGUACUCAGCCUGGGGCUUAUGGCUCCACCUGUGACAAGUGUCCCACCUGCCCUGAUGCCUGCACUAUGAAAAAGGAUUGUGUUGAAUGUAAGCAUUUUCAGAGAGGGAGGCUCUUUGAUGAUGAAAGCUGUGCCCGAAUUUGCAGAGACGAGAUUAGUCUGGUCGAAGAUCUGGUUUUGCAUGAUAAGAACGCCGUGAACUGUACCUACAAAGACGAGAACGAUUGUGUCCAGAGGUUUCAGUAUUAUGAGGACAACAGCGGGAAGUCCAUUCUGUCUGUGGUAAAAGAGCCAGACUGCCCUAAAGGCAAUGACAUCCUGGUCGUCCUCCUCUUUGUUGCCGGAGCUAUACUAAUCCUGGGUCUUGUCUCGUUGCUCAUCUGGAAGCUGCUGGUGACGAUUCACGACCGGCGCGAGUUUGCCAAAUUCGAAGAAGAGCGAGCACGAGCUAAGUGGGAAACGGGCCAUAAUCCUCUCUACAAAGGUGCUACUUCGACGUUCAUGAACAUUACCUACCGAGGAAAGGAAUGAUCAUCACUGGAGCUACUGGAGAUCGUCUUGCUUAUUUCGAUUCCUUUGUUAUUUUCUUCCAGAUGCAGGACUGAUGUUGUCAUUUCUCUUGUACAUUGUACUCAUCCUGGAUGUGCAUUUUCUUCUGUGUAAAUAGAACCGAUGUGACUAGAGAUAGCUAAUAAUCAUGACACAUGAAAAGUUUCUUCCUUAUUUCGCUUCCUGAUGAGUUGAACGAAAUUAGGGUUUAGUUCUGUGCUGUGUUUUAAGAUGUGAUAUUGACCUGUUAAAGAUUUUCUCUGCUUUGUGCUUGUGUGAAGGAUUCCAUCGCUUAAAAUGUCAAGCUUUUUAGGCUUGUUAAAUGUUAUGUAAAUAAAUAAAGGUUAAAUAUGGAAUAAAAAUGCGUUGAUUAAUGAUGACGGGUGGAUUAUUUGCAAAGUGUUUUUAGACCUCUUAAACUACAGCCAUGUUUACAUUAAACAGGAUUAAAUAGCAUCCGAUGUCAUACUUUUUUGCUUUACAGCAGCUACAAAUAGCUGAUUUCUCCUUAACCUCAUUUUGUAGCCUCAUUCUGCAAAGUCCUCUGUCUUACAGACCUUUUCCCUUGCUGGAUAAAUUUAGUCACAUCUUAAUGCUUGAUACAGAGCACUGACACUGGAGACUCCUUCCAUAAAUAAGAAUCUCAAUACCUUUGUUCUUCUUUGUUAAAUAAUAUCAUGUUUUUGUUUUUUUUUGUAUUACAUCCAUUUAUUAUUAUGCUUUUUAUGUGGAGAUUAUGUGAAGCAUCCUGCAUACAAGUCCAUGUAAACGUGCUGUUGUCACUUUAGAAACAGUAAAAUAUAAGAAUUAGAGGCAGAACUUCGCAUGUGAAGCUUCAUGGAUUAUUAAAUACGACGUGGUCAUCGAAAAAAAAACUUUUCUGUUUACAGAUUUUAUGUUAAAAUAUUGUAUUAAAAUAAAAUGAUGCAGCCUC
Tachysurus fulvidraco (yellow catfish) is the source of this 3628-nucleotide messenger RNA. RefSeq names its product integrin beta 3b (gene itgb3b). The record is from RefSeq and is a predicted model, not a curated record. The coding region runs from base 277 to 2676 and encodes 799 amino acids. The transcript is spliced from 15 exons. Gene Ontology annotation, molecular function: fibrinogen binding; integrin binding; fibronectin binding. Gene Ontology annotation, biological process: cell migration; cell adhesion mediated by integrin; cell-matrix adhesion. NCBI's taxonomy places the organism in Eukaryota, Metazoa, Chordata, Actinopteri, Siluriformes, Bagridae. Gene Ontology annotation, cellular component: cell surface; integrin complex; focal adhesion.